Trichomonas vaginalis G3 is the source of this 912-nucleotide messenger RNA. Its product is annotated as KilA, N-terminal/APSES-type HTH, DNA-binding family. The coding region runs from base 1 to 912 and encodes 303 amino acids. NCBI's taxonomy places the organism in Eukaryota, Parabasalia, Trichomonadida, Trichomonadidae. The transcript has a single exon. The record is from RefSeq and is a predicted model, not a curated record.
AUGUCAACAUCAGAGAACACAACAACUGCUAUCGUUCAUGAAGUCAUAAAUGAAGAAUAUGAGUGGGUUCAGUUUAACAAACAACUCCGUCUCAUUCGUUCGGUCAAAGACGAUAUGUACCAAAUGCAAAGUAUUUUGACAGCAUGUUUUGCUCCAGAUACCAAACAUACAGACGAUUGGUCCAAAAACCAAAGCACACAAGAACUUUUGAGCGAAGCACAGCGAGACCGACUUUUUUCGGGGUCGCCUAAAACUCAUGAAAACAGUGAAGAACAGCGAGUAGGGAAAAAACCGCAGUCGCCUAAAACUCAUGAAAACAGUGAAGAACAGCGAGUAGGGAAAAAACCCUGGUCGCCAAAACUCUAUGAAAAUCGUAAAAAUUUGCCAAACGGUUUGAGAGGUUGGUAUGUACAUAGACUUCUUGUAAAUGCAGUUGCAAUGUGGGCUUCGCCUCGUUAUGCUUGGAAUAUUUACAGACUUCUUGACGAAAUUCACAGACAAGAACGUGAAGAGAUGGAAAACAAGCUUGAAGCAAAAGACAAAAGCAUUCAGAAAAGAAUACCACGUUCGGUACCAAAAGGAAAGGAAAAGAACUAUAAGUAUAUGAUUUAUACUGAAGAGAUGGAAAAUGAAGAAGAUAAAGAUAUGGUUAUGUUGCAUUUAGUCAGAAGAAACAACAAAAGCUUUUACGACCUUGCUAAGAUUUACAAAUCUGACAGAAAUUGGUUCUAUCGUGAAAACUUACCGAUUUCAAUGACACCGAAUGAAGAUGUGAAACAAAUAGUUCAAGAUACGUUACCUCAAACACACUAUGACAUCAAAGGUUGCACAAUACUUACAUUCAAAGAAGACUUACCAUUGUUAAAGGAAAAAAUAACAGAGUAUUUCGAUAACUUCAAAGAGGAAGAAUGA